Eremothecium sinecaudum is the source of this 963-nucleotide messenger RNA. It is a transcript of the gene PGC1, whose product is annotated as phosphatidylglycerol phospholipase. Bases 1 to 963 code for a protein of 320 amino acids. Gene Ontology annotation, biological process: lipid metabolic process. Gene Ontology annotation, molecular function: phosphoric diester hydrolase activity. The record is from RefSeq and is a predicted model, not a curated record. Lineage: Eukaryota; Fungi; Ascomycota; Saccharomycetes; Saccharomycetales; Saccharomycetaceae. The transcript has a single exon.
AUGGCUGUAAAAAUAGUUGGCCAUAGGGCGUAUAAGGCAGACCCAUAUUGUCCCGAAAAUACUUUACAAGCCUAUGAUAGAGCGUAUGAAGCUAAAGUUGACAUAAUCGAAACCGAUAUCCAGUUAACAGCAGACGGUGUGGUUGUCAUCAGCCAUGAUAUGGACACGGCUCGAAUGUAUAAUGAAGGGCAUGUGAUUAGCCAAAGCAAUUGGUCUUCUUUGAAGGCCCUUCAUAUUAAAGGUAACGUGGACAUAACCAUGCCGAGCUUAAAGGACUCGUUGGAAUGGUUGACUAAGCAUGAUAACGUGACCUUGAUGAUAGACAUCAAGCCCACGAAUAGUAAGGUGAUUAUUGCGAAAGCAAUUUCUGACAUGAUGGCGGUUGUGAAUGAUAUCGAGUACUGGCGGAAGCGGAUCAUUUUUGGGUUAUGGGACGUCAGUUGGUAUGAGUUCGGUGUUGUCACGGGGGCUUUUAAGAGCUUUCGAGUGUUGAGCAUUGGGAUUUCUAUGAAGUCGAUUCAGGAGUUUAUUGAUUACUCCAAGAAGUUAAAUGAGCCUGUUUAUAAGCUAUACGGAAUUAGUCUACACUUUGUCGGUACUUGGUCCGAUACUUUCCAAGAAAAAUGGCUGCCUAUCCUAAAAGAAAAUAACUUGAAGCUAUUCCUCUGGACAGUUAAUAAAGAUAUUGAUGUUAAGUACGUUUCAGCUCUACCAGUGGAUGGAAUUGUUACUGACAACCCAGUCAACAUGCGGGAAUCCGUGAAAAAAUGGACAGCAAAUCCUGUCCCAUUUUCUGCUCCACCUGCAAAAUCCAAAGAGGGAAUACGCUUCUAUUGCUACCUUACUAUCUACAAACUCGUCGUUCGUCUAGUUUUUUCACCCUGGGCUAACUAUAAAGUACUCCGCAGUUACUCGAUAGCUUCCUUAUUUAUGGCCUUCUUAAGGAGAGUACACUUUAUUUAA